AUGCGAGCUUCCGCCACGUCGCCGCCGUCGCGCUUCGCCGCGCCCGGCGCGGCGCGCCUUCGCGCGCGCGCGCCGCGCCGCGCCGCCGCCGCCGCCGCCUCCCGCGGCGUCGCGCGCGCGGCCAUCGAACCGCCAGCCGCGAAGAAAGAAGAGAAAGCGUCGUCGACGUCGCGCGCGUCGUCCGUCGUCCCGAAGUGGGGGCUCCCGCGCGACCCGCUCCCGGCGGGGCCAUCGCCGCCGCCGUCCGGCACGUGGGGGCCGUCCGCGCAGACGAUCGACGACUGGCGCUCCAUCUACCGCAACACGUCGCUGAGCACGACGGACGGCUCCGCGCCGCGAUCGAUCGACGUCGCGAACGUCGUCGGCGAGAUCCCGACGGACCUGAACGGCACGCUCUUCCGCAACGGGCCGGGGCUUCUCGAGAUCUUCGGGAAGAAGCUCAACCAGUUCUUCGACGGCGACGGGCUGGUGUAUUCCAUCGCGUUCGAGGACGGGAAGCCGCUGACGUUCAAGCACAACUUCGUGGGCACGAAGGGCUUCGUGGACGAGCAAGCCGCGCGAAAGAUGCUCUACAAGGGCGCGUUCGCGAUCGGCAACCCGAAGGGCGACGCGUUCUACAACCCGUUCGACUUCGACGUGAAGAACGUCGCGAACACCGGCGUCGUGGACUGGGCCGGGGAGCUGUACGCGCUGUGGGAGGGAGGGAAACCGCACAAGAUGGACCCGACGACGCUGCGGACGACGGCGACGGAGGUGGACGCCGUGCUCGGCGCGGCGCUCGAGGUGCCGCAGAUGGCGGCGCACUACCGCGUGACGGACGCGGACGACGAGUCGAAGAAGCGACUGAUCGCGUUCUCGAUCGAAUCGCAGGCUGAGUUCAUGCAGCCGAACAAGUGCGCGUUCUACGAGUGGGACGCGAGCGGGAAGCAGGCGAAGCGAGAGACGUUUGGGGUCCCCGACGCGACGUUCGGGAUGUUCCACGAUUGCCUCGUGACCGAAAACUGGUACAUGCUGCUUCAGAACCCCACCGCGCUGGACCCGAAGAAGCUGCUCACGGAGUACAUGUUCGCAAAGUGCGCGCUCGCGGAGGUGAUCGCGUUCCAGGACGGGAAGAGCGCGACGCUUCACAUGCUUCCGAGAACGGAGGCGGCGCGGAAGAUUGGCCAAAAAGCCAUCCCGGUGGACAACCAAUUCUUCUUUCACCACGUCAACGCGUUCGAGCCGAGCGACGGCGACGCCUCGAAGGUCGUCUUCGACUCCGCGCCGUGGUCGUUCAUGGACUUCUCCAUGAACCUGGACUCCGUCACGCCGGCGUUUUACAACGGCGGGUCCCGGGUCGAGUACACGCGCUUCGAGGUGGACGUCCGGAUGGAGACGUCGUCGCAGGCGAGUCUGAGCAACCGCGUGAUGGAGUUUCCGCAGGCGCGUUCUAUCUUACACUGGUUCCCAUACGACCGCUACAACUACGUCUACGCCGCGGGCGCGGCGGUGAAGGACGACGUCAUGUGGGGCCCGAACCAGUGCCUCGUGAAGUUUAACACCGCUCCCGAGGUGGGCGCCAAAGCGGAAGAGAGCGUGUGGUACUUCGGCGAGCGGUGUUUCAUGCAAGAGCCGAUUUUCGCGCGCAAGCCCACGGGCGUCGACGAGGACGACGGAUACGUGCUCGUGGUCGUAAACGACGCGGGGAGGGACAAAUCGGAUCUGCACGUGUUCGACGCGAAGAAGAUAGAAGAUGGUCCGGUCGCGACGGUCACGCUGGAAGAUCAUCUACCCCCCGGGCUGCACGGGUACUGGAGCGACGUCGUGCACGCGUGA
Molecule: messenger RNA, 1815 nt
Organism: Micromonas pusilla CCMP1545
Lineage: Eukaryota; Viridiplantae; Chlorophyta; Mamiellophyceae; Mamiellales; Mamiellaceae
Exons: 2
Coding region: 1-1815 (604 amino acids)
Biological process (GO): carotene catabolic process
Molecular function (GO): carotenoid dioxygenase activity
Source: RefSeq, a predicted model, not a curated record